AUGGAGGCAACAACAACGAGAGCUUUUCUGCUGCUGGCGCUGGUCGCCCACUCCUUUGCUCUGCCUCUGCCGUCCUGGGACAAAGACAGCUGGCUUUUAGCGGAGAAGUACCUCCGUCGCUUCUAUGACCUCCCAGUUGGUCUCCAGGGGAGACACAGGUCCUCAGGUGCCUUUCAGACCAAGAUCAGGGAGAUGCAGAGCUUCUUCAAAAUCAAGGUGACGGGGAAUCUGGACGACAACACUUUGGCGGUGAUGAAACAGCCCAGAUGUGGCGUCCCUGACGUCGGGGAGUACAACCACUUCCCUCGACAACUCAAGUGGCAGAACAACAACGUCACGUUCAGGAUAGUGAAUUAUACACCGGAUCUGCAGAAGUCUGACGUCGACAGAGCCAUCCGCAACGCUCUGAACAUUUGGUCUGACGUGACCCCGUUGACCUUUAAGAAGCUGCGCGACGGCAACGCCGACAUCAUGAUCAGUUUUGGAAGUAAAGAGCACGGAGACUUUAACCCCUUUGAUGGGCCUGAUGGAUUGCUCGCUCAUGCCUACCCGCCGGGCCAAGGCAUCGGAGGAGACACCCACUUUGAUGAGGAUGAACAGUGGACCAAAGAUUCAUCAGCUUACAACCUGUUCAUCGUGGCGACCCACGAGUUGGGCCACGCCCUCGGCAUGUCCCAUUCCAGAGACCCGGGCGCCCUGAUGUACCCCGUCUACUCGUACACGACAGGCUUCCCGCUGUCCGAGGAUGACAUUGAAGGCAUUCAAGCUCUCUACGGCCCAAAUCCAAGCUCAAGGAAAGUGAAGCCAAAGCCUGUCGCGCCCAACAAAUGUGACCCCAUGUUGAGCUUUGAUGCCGUCACAGAGCUCAGAGGGGAAACCAUCAUCUUCAAAGACAGAUUCUACUGGCGUCUCCAUUCUCAGAUGCCGGAGCCUGAGCAGACACUGAUCAAGUACACGUGGCCCUCCCUCCCCAACAAGGUGGACGCGGCAUACGAGUACCCCGAGAAGGAUCAAGUCAUCAUAUUCAGCGGGAUCCGAAUGUGGGCUUUGAGUGGAUACAACCUCGUGCACGGUUACCCAAAGUACAUCCACAAACUGGGUCUUCCCAAGACAGUGAGGAAAAUAGAUGCGGCCGUGCACAUCGGCGACACCGGGAAAACUCUGCUCUUCACCGAGGAGAAGUAUUGGAGCUACGAUGAAGCGACCGGCACCAUGGACAGCGGCUCCCCGCGGUCCAUCGAGGUGGAUUUUCCCGGGAUGCACGACGAGGUUGACGCGGCCGCGUAUCGCUAUGGAUACUUGAAUUUCUUCCACGAACACCUCCGGUACGAGUACAGUUACACCUCAAGGAGGGUCAUUCGCAUCAUGAGGACCAACUCCAUCCUCAACUGCUGAGGAAUGCCAACGAGGACUUUAUAAUAUAUGUAACCUAAAUGCAAAAUAACAUGCGCGUUAAAAAACGAUGCAGUUCAUUGAAGUGGAGCCAUGCAGGGUUGACCUGUUAAAGCUUAUUUGUACUCGUGCUGGACACCUGUUAGUCAUACAGGAUCAUUUGUCAUACACCGAAUGCUGGAAAAUUCCUCAGAAAUUUAUUUUUUCUUCGAUUAUUUUAUCUAUAUUUAUUUCACAUCUCUAUAUUUGUACUACUAGUUUCUCUACAAACAGCAAGAUCCUUAGCAGGUUAAGUUUCUUGUCAAUAUCAGUUUGUCUGAUUUUGUGAGCUCUGCAUUUGACUAUAGUGUAAAUGUUUCACUAACUUUAAUAGUUGGCAGUUUAAUAUAUUGUUCUUUUUUAAAGUGUUGUGAAUUACAAUAAAAAGCAGUGAAAUAAAGUUGAA
Messenger RNA from Pseudoliparis swirei, 1837 nucleotides. It is a transcript of the gene mmp13b, whose product is annotated as matrix metallopeptidase 13b. Bases 1 to 1395 code for a protein of 464 amino acids. NCBI's taxonomy places the organism in Eukaryota, Metazoa, Chordata, Actinopteri, Perciformes, Liparidae. The record is from RefSeq and is a predicted model, not a curated record. Gene Ontology annotation, molecular function: zinc ion binding; metalloendopeptidase activity. The transcript is spliced from 11 exons. Gene Ontology annotation, cellular component: extracellular matrix. Gene Ontology annotation, biological process: proteolysis; collagen catabolic process; extracellular matrix organization.